Tinamus guttatus (white-throated tinamou) is the source of this 1119-nucleotide messenger RNA. RefSeq names its product angiotensin II receptor type 2 (gene AGTR2). Gene Ontology annotation, molecular function: angiotensin type II receptor activity; C-C chemokine binding; C-C chemokine receptor activity. Gene Ontology annotation, biological process: regulation of apoptotic process; neutrophil chemotaxis; inflammatory response. Gene Ontology annotation, cellular component: membrane; external side of plasma membrane. Lineage: Eukaryota; Metazoa; Chordata; Aves; Tinamiformes; Tinamidae. The record is from RefSeq and is a predicted model, not a curated record.
AUGCGGAGCAACCACUCCCUGGUCCUCAGCGCUGGAGAGACCCUCCAGGUGCCCUACGCAGCGUUGACCAACGCAUCGGGGACCCUACACGUGCCACCUCCCUGCCCGCUCACCUCCUCCUCCUACCAAUUCUCCUUAAUCCCCACACUCUUCUCCGUAGUUUUUGUCCUGGGGUUGGUUGGCAACAGCGUGGUGGUGGCGGUCCUCUGCCGUCAGAGCGGCCCCAAAACGGUUGCAAAUAUCUACAUUUUCAACCUGGCCGUGGCAGACUUGCUGUGCCUUGUCACCCUGCCCUUCUGGGCCGCCUAUUAUGCACACGGAUACAACUGGCUCUUCGGAUCUCUCAUGUGCAAAAUCUCCAGCUCCAUCCUGUGCCUGAACAUGUUUGCGAGUAUAUUUUUCAUCACCUGCAUGAGUUUGGACCGGUACCACGCCAUCGUCCACCCUAUUCGCUCGCAAAGGAGAACCGUGCAGCAGGCGCACGUCGUAGCGCUGGCCGUGUGGAGCCUGGCCUGCUUCUCCUCCCUCCCGACUUUUUAUUUCCGUGACACACACCACGUUAAAAGCUUGGGGGUAAAUGCCUGUAUCAUGGCCUUUCCUCACGAGAAUUACGCAAAAUGGUCCGUGGGAACAGCCUUCCUGAAGAACGCUCUGGGUUUCUUCAUUCCCUUGACGGUGAUCACCACAUGCUACGUCUGGAUCAGGAGGCACUUGCUAAAAGCACGUGAGUUUGGGAAAAACAAGCAGAAAAGAGACAAAGUCUUGAAGCUGGUGGCCGCUGUUGUUGUGGCCUUCUUGUUUUGCUGGCUCCCCUUCCACGUUUUAACGUUUUUGGACGCGCUGGCUCAUAUGAGCAUCAUCAACGACUGUGCCGUGACGGGCGUCAUCGACGCGGCGCUGCCCUUCGGCAUCUGCCUGGCGUUUGCCAACAGCUGCAUCAACCCCUUGCUGUACUGCUUUAUCGGGAACCAGUUCCAGGAGAAGCUCCACCGCCUGUUCAAAAGCCGCGUUUAUCAGUUCAACAGCCAGCGGGAGAGCUCCUCUUUGCGGAAAGGGAGCUGCUUCCGAGAUGCCGAAGCCCUGGAGGGCAGUGGAGAGGGGCUGGGGCCUGUGCUGUAG